This is a messenger RNA of Thrips palmi, 3459 nucleotides long. RefSeq names its product transcriptional protein SWT1 (gene Swt1). Gene Ontology annotation, molecular function: protein binding. Lineage: Eukaryota; Metazoa; Arthropoda; Insecta; Thysanoptera; Thripidae. The coding region runs from base 198 to 2747 and encodes 849 amino acids. Gene Ontology annotation, cellular component: nucleus. The transcript is spliced from 15 exons. The record is from RefSeq and is a predicted model, not a curated record.
UAUAAAAAGUUGGAGAGGCCUAGCAGACGACGCACCAAAUGGCAACGUUGCAUGCAGUCAGCGCCUUGUAUAUACGCACGCCAAACUGGACUAACAUGAUGUAAGGUUGUUGAGGUUGUUGUCUGUUGUUACAAAAGCAACAAAGUUGCUGAUUAUAAAUAUUCAUAACCUUACAUGACUUUCGUAACGCCAAAAACAUGUCUGAGAGUGGUGAGAAACGUAGUUUGACAACGGAAAAGGAAUGGAUUUUAAAAUCGUCCAGAUCUAAACCCGGAAAAUUCUACUACUUCAACGUAAAGACGGGCGAAAGUACAUGGACUCGGCCUGGGGGCUACGUUUUAGAGGAGCCUGCUGAUUCUAAAACUACAAUCACCAGGGUGCCAUCUAAGAGAAAAUCAGAUGUCAAUGAAAAUCAUGAACAGAAAAAAGUUAAGGCACAUGAGCCUGUUAAUGAUUGUGGGAUUGCAUCAACAUCUACUUCAUCUUCUGGAAUGGAAAAUCUAUCUGACAACAGAAAGACAGUUAAGAGAGCAGAGACUUCUCAUGCUGCCCAAACACGUAGAAGAAGGAGAAGUAGACCUUAUGAUAAGGCUAGACCACCAGUUGGUGUCCCCAUUGAACAUAACGAAAGGGCUGCUGUAAGCAGUACAAGCACAAGCACCUCGAGCUCUAGUCAGACCAGCACAGUGCGCAAUGCCAACAAGACUAGCUUAGUCACUGUUAACACACGCAAUCCUUUUACUGAGUGUCAUACUAAUAGUGAAGGUGCUGUUGCAAUAGCAAAUGUUGGUGAGCAUUUAACUUCUGAGACCGUAUCAAGCUCCCAUCAUGGAUCUGUUUCCAAGAAGUCUCAUGUGACCCGCUUUAAAGACACAUUUAAAGAAAAGGCACAGGAAAGACUGAAGAAGCUGCAAGCUUCAUUGAGAAAGAAACAGUCUAAAGCUGUUGUAAAACAGUUGUGCUCCUCUAAUGAUUCACAAAAGGUGGUUGAAAAACAUUUGAGCUCCUCAAAUGACUCCAAAAAGACUGUUGUUUCAGCCAAGAAAGACAGUAAAAGAAAACCCUCAGGUCAGGAACAUGGACCUGCUGACAGGCAAUUGGGUGACUUGGAGAUGAAUUUAAAAGCAGGAUCUCUUGAGUCACCUGUUGGACUCGAUUCCCAAGUCAUUGUACAUCCUCUUCUAGUUACUGUACAUCCAUUUGCGAUGGCCAGUAAUAAUAUAAACCAUGAUAUGGAAGCCAUGGAAGUUGAGUACAUGGAAUCAGAAGUUUUAGUCGAUAUUGAAGAAUUACGUCAAAAAGAUGUGAAUGUUGAUCUGAACAAUAAACCUAUUUUUAUGGAUGUUGACAUGGAACCUGUCAAUGGAAAAUCAGACCCAAAAUCUUUCACUUACAUAGUUUUAGACACGAACAUCCUCCUAUCUCAUCUUAAUUUUACAGCAGAACUUUUAGUUAGUAAUCUGUCAGGAAAGGGAUCCGCCCAUCUCUUCAUUCCCUGGCAAGUUCUACAUGAAUUGGAUCAUUUAAAAGAUAGAGGGAAGUCGAGUAUACAACCACUUGCCCGGCGAGCUAUCAACUUUUUGCAUGAAAAAUUCUCAUCUAAACACUCACGCAUUCGAGGUCAAAAGAUUAGUGAAGCUACAAAAAAUACUUCUAAUUGUGCUGAUGAUAAUAUCUUGCAGUCAUGCCUGCAGUUAAAGGAACAGUGUUUUGAUGUGAUCCUUGUCUCUAAUGACAUAAAUUUACGUAAUAAGGCCAUUGUGUCUGAUGUCACUGCUGUUUCCAAAGACCAGCUUGCGGGUCAAAUUUAUGAAGAUAAGAAGGACCCUUUAAUCACUGACAUGCCCUCAAACAAAAACCUUAUUCUAAACAAACUGGCUCAAGAUGCCCAGGGCGAAAGAAAUAAAAUCUAUGAAAAUCUUUUGAUUGAAUUAAAAGCAAUAAUUAAAGAAAUCUUGUCUGAGAUUGUUUCAAAGGCCAUGAAGGAGCAGUACAACCAUCUAUGGGAGAAAAGGACCGUGAUACCCCCACCCUGGGAACAUGAUCAAGUUUUGCAUUGCUUGAGCCACCAUUGGCUUGCAAUUUGUGAUGACUUCAUCCCUCCUCUUAUUCGAGAAGCUAUUCGGAAGUUGAGGGAGUUUUUAAAAUCCAUGUCUAAAAGCUAUUGUCUGAACAUUUCAGAUUUAGAAGAAGGUCUUGAGUUGACAAAAGCUGUGUUCAGAGGGGUCAGUAAAAAGUAUAGAGAUAAAAUUGACAUUGCCUUUUUGAGACUAAAGGAAUUGGAGUCAAAACUUUGUGGUGACUCAUCUUUGGCUAAAGAUGACAAUAGUUCUCUUAUUAAAUAUGGAAACUCUCCUUUAACUUCACUUGUUGCUGAAAAUGACGAAAGGAUUCAUUUAGUUCUAAUGUGUUUUGAAGAGGCUCAUAAUGCUGCUUUAAACAUUUGCAAAUCAGAGUACCUGACAGAUUCAAAUGAGGUGCGGAGAGCCCAAUGCAUGAUGGAAGCCGUAGGGAAGCUGGUGCAUCUGUUAAACGUUUUAUUGGCGAUACCUAUUUCUUCUCUGAAAGAGGAUAGUCCAGCUGUGAAUGAACUGGUCUCUUUAAUUAAAGGGGAUAGCAGUAUUACACCUUGGGAUCUUAUACUCUUUCUGAAAAGUAAUAGCCACAGGGUUCUAAUUGAGAAUGGAAUCGGCCAAUUCACAUCUUUCAAAAUCCAACUGGAACAUAUGUUACAAAGGGCUAUAUAAAAUUUAAUGCUGCCAGUUUUUGGAAUUCACUUACUUUGUACCAAUAGCAUAACUGUGAUUUUUCUAGUUACUCAGUAAUAAUUUUAAUUUUGAGUCUGGCAUUUAAUAUGUAGAAACUCAUUUAAGACUGCAUCUGGCAUGAGAGUUUCUUCUUUUGUUAACAGAAUUGAAGUUCUCUGUUUUGGAUCCAAAGAGUACUUAAGUACCUAAGUAUAGAUUUUUUAAGUCUUAACUUUUAUACUUGUACAAUAUUGCCAUUGAUUGUUUUAAUCAUUGUUCAUGGUUACAUACCUUGAAAAAAAAAGACUUACCGCUCAGUGAAGCUAGUUAGCAUUUAAAUGUGAUAUGAUAUGUGAUAUGCUUUUCAAGCGCACUGGAUCAUAUAAAUCAAAAAUCAUAGUAUGUAGCUGUAGGUGCAGGAUCAUCUCAGGUGUAAGGAAGAAUUUGUUGUGUGUUUGUUUAUUGCAUCUUCAGGAAGCAACCAUGUUUUUCUGUUAGUUCUUUUAAGGAUAGAGGUAUAGACUUGUACUAAAGUUUGUAUUAUAUUUUGGGUCUUUGAGUCUGUAAAGUUUUGAAGUUUAUGUUGGAAGUAAGUUGUUUCUAUUUUUGGAAAGAAAUGUUAUUUUUCACUUUAACUUUUGUUACAUUUAUAUUUGUAAUGCUUCAAGCGCGGCUCUCUUGAAAUAAUUAAAAGAAUUGUUCAUGAAAUGGC